Molecule: messenger RNA, 2096 nt
Organism: Drosophila eugracilis
Lineage: Eukaryota; Metazoa; Arthropoda; Insecta; Diptera; Drosophilidae
Gene: Mco3
Product: laccase
Biological process (GO): iron ion transport
Cellular component (GO): plasma membrane
Molecular function (GO): oxidoreductase activity; copper ion binding
Source: RefSeq, a predicted model, not a curated record
AUGGGCCAAAACUUUCUUCGUCGGCUGUCGACGAAUCUACUGACCAGUUGCCCGUUGCGGUUCGCGAUGUCCAAACGCGAAAGUAAGAGUUUUCCCAGCCAGGUGCUGAUACUAGUGAUUUUCAUUUUGAAUCAGGCUCAAUGUGAGUCCUUAGAGGAGGAUAUCUCUCAGCCUAAGUUCGAAUGGCCCUCGUUUGGAUGGAUGCGUAAUAAAACCACCAAAGUAAAGCCAGCCUUGGAUCUGAAGAAUGACUAUAGUCAAAUGGAGUUGGCCAAUUUUGGAGACUUUGAUCGUCAUCCAUGCAGAAGAGUUUGCCAGCAGGGGCAAUCACAGAACUGUUACUAUCAACUGGUGGUUCAUAAUUACCAAAGACUUGGCCCGGAAUGUCAGAGGUGUCAGUACGAUGAAAGAGCCUGUGCAGCGGAGCAUUGCAUUUUUGGUGACGGAGUGGCUAAUCCCGUGAUGGCUGUUAAUCGCAUGGUUCCAGGACCGCCUAUAGAGCUUUGUGAAAAUGACACAGUGGUGGUGGAUGUCUUAAAUUACCUGGGUGAACCAACAACUAUGCACUGGCAUGGCAUUCAUAUGCAUAAGACUCCCGAAAUGGAUGGUGCACCCUUUAUCACCCAGUACCCCGUGCAACCUGGUGAGGUCCAGCGUUAUGAAUUCCAAGUGGAUCGCAGUGGCACGUUGUGGUACCACAGCCAUGUGGGUUGGCAACGUGGAUUUGGGGUGGCUGGUGCUUUGAUAGUUCGUCAAACGCGACAGGAGAAUCAGCAUUCGCAGCUUUACGAUUACGAUCUAGUGGAGCACACCCUUAUGAUUCAGGAUAUCUUCUACGAAUACAAUCUUCAAGAUGUACGCAAUAUCCUGGUGAAUGGCAAGGGCCGUAAUCAUCUAAGUCAACUACCUGAUAAUGAUAACCGACAUCGCUAUGAAAGACUUCGAGUUACUCCUGGCUAUCGUUAUAGAAUGAGAGUUAUCCUUAAUGGCAUAUUCAACUGUCCCGUGGAGUUCUCCAUUGAACAGCACAAGCUCUUGAUCAUAAGCACCGAUGGCAAUGAUAUUGAACCAGUCCUGGCAGAUGGAUUCUUCUUGACCUCAGCGGAGCGUUUUGAUUUUGUUUUGGAUGCCAAUCAGUAUAACAAAAACUAUUGGAUCCGUGUUCGAGGUUAUGAGCAAUGUGAGAGUCGGAAUCUUUAUCAAGGAGCAGUGCUUAGCUAUCGAGGAUCAGCUAGAUCUAAGUUGCCAGAGGGCGAUAUCGUGUACAAGCAGAGUAGGUCUGCAGAAGAUCUGAUAUUGGUGAACGAUUUUCGCUUUAAGCCUGCGAAUUCAUCGAUCAUACCCUCUCUUCGGCAGUCCUUGGAUAAGGAUAAUAAUGUUGGUACUGUAGCGCUGCGAUCAGUGGAUCCUGUUCCGUGGAGUCGUUAUACCAACUUCCUCACUCAUUACUCCAGUUUCGGUUCGAGAACGGCACCCAAUGGGGAGAUGCUCUUUCAGAUCGACGAUGUAUCGUAUAAUUCGCCGGGAAUAUCCCUGUUGCAGGGCAGGCAUCUCUACCAGGAUGAUGGAUACUUCUGUAAUAAGAGCUCCUUGGUAGCACAGGGGCGUAACUGUGAAAGGGAGCUUUGUGAGUGUGUUCACGUUAUGCGACUUCCGGCCUAUCGUCCUUUGGAAAUGGUUGUGGCCAAUUAUAUGGACAGCACCCAUCCGUUCCAUAUACAUGGCUUUACAUUCCGUCUGGUGGGUCAGGGAGUUCUGGGAAAUCUUAACGAUCUGCGCAAUAUCCGGGAACUUGAUCGCAGAGGGCGUCUGCCUCGUUUAUCGGAUGAUAGUGCAGCCGUGGCCAAGGACACGGUACAGAUUCCAGGGCAGGGUUACAUUAUCAUUCGCUUCCUCUCGGAUAAUCCUGGAUUCUGGCUAUAUCAUUGCCAUGUUGAAGCACAUGCCGUUCAAGGAAUGGUGGCGGUCCUAAAGAUCGGUGAGGACCAUCAAAUGAAAAAUAUUCCAGCACGUGUCCGUUGUUAAGACAAAAUACCUUUCUAUACAUUAAACUUGAGGCUAUCUUGAGCUUGAGUCACCCAAUUUUGCCAAAUGGA